UGGAGGAGGAAGAAGGGAGGGAGGGAUUAGCACAACUGACCACAGGCUGCCUGUGACUUGACAAUGCUCUCUGUGGAUUGGAAGAGCUGCAUCACUCCUUAACCAGAAGCUGGUUCAGUCAAUAAAAGAUGGUUUAAAAGUCCUGUGGAUCGCUGAAGAUGAGGGAGCCGACUGGGGUUUUUGCUGUCAUUCUCUCGUUGCUGUGCCAAGCAUGGACUCACGACUCAGUGGUCCACUUAUAUUUCAAUGUGGGCAGCGAGGUGAAGCUGAACUGCACCGAUGUGUCGUGGGCACAGUUGAUGUACGUCAUCUGGAAAGUUGACCUGGCGGGACACGAACAGUGUCAGGUGGGCAACAGCUCGAUCAAAAGUGAAGUGUUUGACACCUGCGCCGAUGGCAAGUCUCUGCGCAUUUUCUCCGAGUCCCACUUCUACCUGCACAUCCCCAACUUUUCCGAACGCGACGUGGGCAUGUACAGGUGCGAAACGGCUUUCCGUGGAGGAUACCACACCUGUAACAUCAGCGUGUCCAUCACAGUUCCUCCUCGUAUCUCGUCCUGGUUGGAGCCGAGGGAUGACAACAGCAUGGAGGCCGUCUGCACAGCCGAGGGAGGAAAGCCGGCCGCCGCCGUCAUGUGGCGCCACGCCGGGAAUGUGUCUGCUGUGGAGAAGCAAUGGACUUCCAGUGGAUUGUUCUCUGUAGAAAGCCGCCUGAAACUACCCGAGGGCUUGACGAACGCGACGUGCAUCAUCAAACAUCCAUUCUGGCAAGCAGAGAAGAUGUUGGUACCAAAGCACCGAAAAGGUCUUCCCUAUACUAUGAUGUGCCUUCUAGUUGCGUCAGUCUUAAUAGUCCUCGCUGCAUUCUCAUUCUUUAUAUACAAGAAGCGAAUCACGCUUAGACACAGUCUGCUCGCCGACCGCUCGCCAAUCAAAUCUGAACCCACAGAGAACAUAGAGGAAGUGGAGCCUUACGCCAGCUACAUUCAACGUGUCAACUCCAUCUAUAACUCAUGAUGUGCCCCCCCCCCAAAAAAAAAGCAAAAGAGUACUAGCACCGCUUUUGACUAAUCCCAUUACUCUUGUGCUAUGUUAACUAAACUAGAAAUGCACUUGGGAAAACUUGAGAGAAAAUCACAUCAAGCUUUUACAAGAAUACAUUGGACGCAGUUAUGUUUGACUUAUAUGGUGCGUAACUUGGUGUAUUUGAUGUCUUCAAUGUUGGUUGAGAACACUAAAGCACUGGAAGAGUAAUACAUAUUGUAUACAUAUGUAUAUAUCUAUUUCCAAACCCCUUUACUUUCUGCAAAAAUGUGACACGUACCCAUCCGCUUUUCACUGAGUGUUAUCACCACAGUGACUUUACAAAUAAACAAUAUUGUUUUUA
This is a messenger RNA of Hippocampus comes (tiger tail seahorse), 1386 nucleotides long. RefSeq names its product cell surface glycoprotein CD200 receptor 1. The record is from RefSeq and is a predicted model, not a curated record. Gene Ontology annotation, biological process: regulation of neuroinflammatory response. Bases 159 to 1016 code for a protein of 285 amino acids. Gene Ontology annotation, molecular function: signaling receptor activity. The transcript is spliced from 6 exons. Lineage: Eukaryota; Metazoa; Chordata; Actinopteri; Syngnathiformes; Syngnathidae.